AUGCAUUUCAUCGCAGUCUUCAUCGCUACACUGGCCGCCGUGGCCUCUGCCUCUCACUCUGCCGCCUAUGCCAAGGACUCUGCCUCCUCUGCCUCGGACUCUACGUCGGAGAAGCGCUCCUGCGUCGCCAACUACUCCGUCUCCUGCCAGUCUGGCGGAGACCCCUGCUGUGACGGCUGGCAAUGUGUUGGCGCCACUGAGUGGAACGACGGUGUUUGCAUUCCCAACUACUAG
Messenger RNA from Penicillium odoratum, 234 nucleotides. RefSeq lists its product as uncharacterized. Bases 1 to 234 code for a protein of 77 amino acids. The record is from RefSeq and is a predicted model, not a curated record. The transcript is spliced from 2 exons. Lineage: Eukaryota; Fungi; Ascomycota; Eurotiomycetes; Eurotiales; Aspergillaceae.